CGGGAUACCUGUUCAUCUCCAAAUUUCUCCUGACACCUAAGACCGAUAUCGUUCACCGCUGGACCACUCGCUGGGGCAAAUACAGCGAAGCAGCCAGAGGAUUGGCCAGGGAGGAAGCGGCCAAUUAAGUGGAUGCGUGGCCGCACAACUUGACAACUGGACAUAUACUCGGGCACCAAAAUGGGAGUCGAUUCCAGAACAGCACCCCCGUUACCCGCCCCGACCGAGACCGAAUCCCAGAUCACUACUACCGAUCUUACCGAACUUGCUGCAUCCGAUGUUUCCAAGGCUGCCGACGACGACAGAUCCCAUUAUUCCCUCCCAGACGACGGAACUCCCGUUACCAUUAAGACCCGUGGCCAUAGACCUAAUCGCUCCCAGACCUCUCUUCUAAUCGAGUACUUCGAAGGUGGGAAGAGCGGUGUUUCAGGCGCUUCCGGUUCUAGCGAGCGAAAACCUAGCGUUCGCGUCCGUCUAACUCCCUCUAAAACCCGUGGAAGAAACGACCAUAUUCAGAUUACCGAGACCAAGAGCAGCAGAAAGAGGUCUUCGUCCAGAAGGGCAGUCGCAAGCCCGAACGUUACUCGAAGUGAAUUGGACAUAAUGACGGACCCAGAGGACGCGAGGAGCAUGCACUCCUAUGCCUCCGCCACGGAGGAGUCCAACGUCUCCCGCAAUCCCAUCGAGGUCGAGAUUGACUCGAGAAGUCAUCAUCGCCGUCGAAAGGUAUCGAGCCCGCUAAUACCUGCUACCGACAGCAAGGCUUCGACCUAUCAACCACCCAACAUGUCCGACAUCUCGGCCAUUCCUACCGACAGUUUCUUAGAUGGUUCUGGUAAAGACUCUUUCGCGUUGAAUGAAAAGCGUGCCAAAAGUCCAGCUCCAGCUCCGCCGACUGAAAAGACACACCGUAAGGUCCGGAGCUCUAGUCAUGAUCGGAGCGUCAUGCAGAAGGCGGUUGAGAAGGCAAGCAAACCAGAGCGAAGACAUAAGUCGAAGAGUAGAACAGGUAGCUCUGGUGAUAAAGAAAAUGAGAAGCGCAGGUCAAAGGGGAGCCACAAGGAAUCCGUUGUCUCAGCCGCCGACACGAGCAUUCUCUCAUCGCAAUUAUCUCCCAGCCAUCGCUCGUAUGAUUCACAUUCUUCCUCUAAGGUAUCCAUAAAUAAUCCGAAGCUACUUGAGACCGUCGAGGACGCUAUCCGACGACUUAUCUUACCCGAACUGGAUGCCAUUAAGAGAGAACGAAGCCAACGAGAAUCUCGGAGAAGUAAAGAUCGAGAUUCCCUCUCGAGCCUCACAUCGGCGUCUCGCGAGGAGAUUUCCGGGACGAUUAAGAGGAAAUCUGCCGACACAACUCAGUCGACUAAAUCGAAAGACAAGCGAGAUAGAGAGGCUAGGAAUGACUUAUCACCUCAGAGCAGUAUUGAACAUGUCUCAGUUGUCACUGAAGGCGCGCAAGAUGAAGAUCUCACACCUCGUCGUGAUCGCGAUCGCGAAACGCUUACGGAUUCUGCUUUAGACUCUUCAGUCAGUGGUGCCGCAUUGCGAUCAAGAUCUAGGGGCGACGAAAAGAGACAACGUAGGAGAAGACGCGCAGAGACCCCGAAGCGUGACAAUGGUGAACGAUAUGGCGACGACUAUGACGGCGCUGAGCACGAGGUGGUGCCGCCUAUGCCUCUACAGAGUGAAAUCAACCCGUCCGAUAUGACACGAACCUCCAUAUUAUCGGCUGAGACGGAUAGGCCUCACUCUGCGAGCGAAGAGAUGACGCCAGUCCAAAGGGUCGCGAGAGGUGUCCCUUCGAUGGAGUCUCUCCAGAGAACUCCCUCUCCUUCACGAUCACCAAGUCACACGAUUCAAGGCUUAGGCGCUCAACACGCUAACGUAUCGCACGGCGACCUCAAGGCGCUUCCUCGUAAAGGGAACUCCGAAUACCGAGAAGAGUAUAGGACUGACGAGUUCGGAAAUCGUUAUCUGGACCAAGGUCGGGAUGAGUACGACGAUGACUACGACGAGGCUGGUCAUCUCUCUGAGCCAGGCAUGUACGAUGAUGAGCCAUCCAUGCAGUCUUUCUACGGGUCCCAAGAUGUGCCGGCCCCAUUGCGUUACGUUCCUUACCAGCAAGAAAGACGUGGACUAAGUCCAAUUCAGAGCGUGUCGGGUAUUACGGAGGGAGAAAGUGAUGUCCACGGCUACCGAGAUACGAGAACGAUACACACCGAAAGCGAGCUCUCGUCGCCAGAUAAAUCGCUUCUCAACCGCGACCUUCAGUCCCCAAGUUCUAUCCCCAGCAAUUUGCGAAGUCGUGAGUUUGCCGAUGAGGCUAGCAGCGUGAGAAGCUCCGGUGUGGAUUAUAGAAAUACCCAAUACACCGAUGAUAGCGAGUUGGAUCACGUAACUUCGGGACAAGCAGUGCAUGUUGUUGGGGGAAAUCCCGAGAUGGUGCACCAGAGUUUUGCACCGGAAUCCGCUGUGGCUUCGCUGGUCGAGGGAUCACAGCUUGAUCCUUCUGUCUUGAGUGGCUCUACGGGAGUCAGGCCGGAUUACCGCGACUCACAAUUCACCUACGGUGACGAUUCAAGAGGAGUAAGCCCUGCAAAGCGCUCGGUGGAGAGUCGUCACGAUGCGGGCGAACGACAACAGAACCAAUCACCAGCACCAUCAAGGGAGCGAGACCCAUCAACGGCUUCUAGAGAAUUCUCGGAAUAUGAACUCGACGAAUUCGGCCGAAAGGUUCCUCGAUCGAACUACCGCAACUCUCCCACUGUUUCCGAGAGCGCCAUCACGAGCGUUGCUUUGCAACGAGCAGCGCAGGCCGCCCUCAAGCGAAAGGCUGUGGGCUCCGGUCCGACUCCGAAUACCGAAGCGAAUGAUAGUGAAUUUGUUGGUGAAGGUGUUUCACGAAAUCGUUCGUUCAAAGAGCGAGCCACUAAGGAUGGCUAUCGACCGGACGCUACUCCGCGUCAUAGCGUCGAUCGCCUUUCGGAUUACGACCAGCCAAGGUUGGGGGCUAGUGGCCUCCCAGAUUUGGAUAACCCUAUGCCAGAGAUAGGAUAUGGUUAUGACGAGCGAACUCCUUCAGUUGUACAAGGACCACUAGGCGGAUCGCAGCACGGGGACAGAGACCACUGGCCGAGAGAACAAACGCCAACCUACGAAAGGUCGUAUUCUUACGAUCGCGCCGUGACACCUAAGGCCAGCAGACAAGAUAACGGCCAUGGACUUGGCAUCUCCGAUGCGGCUACCGCAGCUACUCUUGCAACCGCGGGAGCUAUGGUGACAUCUCAUAGUCGACAACCUAGCCAGGAGCAAGAUGACGAGUGGCAGAGAACUUCCGGAGACCGUAAGCGAGACACUUUAGUCACAAACCCCUACGAGGGAGCCAGUCCGAUAGCCAACCUUCCUGGUGUAGAUGGAAACAUGUUGGGCGGGACUGGCUUUGGAGCAGAUGCUUACAGAGGUGGCUUCCACACUGGCAGCCCCGGAAUCACGGGAGGCGAUGAAGGCUAUAUAUCUGCGGCACCGAAUGAGGUGCGCGAUCGACCUGAUGUCAAGGGCAAGGAGGUUCCGAUGCACAGCCAACCUAAUGUGAGAGAUUCCGAGGACCCGUUCUACGCGCCGAAGGAUCCGAGACAUCUUACCGGUCUUUCCCAAGCAAUGGGAACGCCUCUAUAUGAUCCCGCCACUGGAACCGGAAUUGACAGGAUCCAGUCAAAGGAUAUCAUCGCACUGAUGGAACAUCUUAUGGUCCGGGACGCACAACGAAGUGCUAGAGACACCGAAAUCCUCGUGACCCUUGUUCGCUCCGCGGCCGAUAUGCGCAACUCUUUCGAAGACAUCAAGAGGAUGCUGGCGGACAGCGAAGACCAAAUCAUCACCGAAGUGAGGGAUAACACGGAGAAGACAGUCAAGCGUCACCUUGGUGGACCUCGGCCAUUCCCCGGCAGCAGUGCACGAUCCAUCCAAGGAGGCUCCCAAGCCGGCACCGAAGACGCUAACGUGAAGAAGCGUAACUUCCUUCGACGGGCACUCCAAGGCCUCAGCUCCAAGGGCGCCAACGAUCUUACUCGAAUUGAGGACUUGCUCAAUCAGCUCCUCGAUGAUGUCAACGAUCUCAAACACCAGACCGGCGGACCGGUUGGCCUCAUGAGCACGCGAGCUCAAUCCAUUGAGAAUAUCCAACCCGAGGUCCAGUACGAGCAAGACCGUGGUUAUGAGCCUGAAGGCCAUGCCGGAACGUCAACUGCUAGCCACGCCAGCCAGUCAGGACACCUGUCAAUACCCCAAUCCCGUGGAACAUCUAACAGGUUGGGCAACGAGCGAAAAUUUUCGGAUCAUCGCAUCAGCACCGUGCCGGAAGAUGAUGGCGAAUAUAACGACCAUUCCGGACCGCCGCCAAGCCAAUAUGAGAUGCACGGAGGAAUGCUUUCUCCCAGCGAGGACCGACCAAGAGGCGGAUCAGUGCCUCUAGGCACACCGCCCCAAAAUUCGCCGCAGACGCAGCACUAUUCGGUUAGCAAUGAAAACACUCCUCGGACUGAAGAGAGCAAGAAACAUAAGUCGCGAGGCUCGUCUAGUUUCUUCCCGAAAAUUUCGCGCUGGUCUGAGACGACGACAUCGAGCUUAGGAAAAGUUUUCCGAAGCAGUGGUGCCUCCAAGAAGCAUGACCCGCCUGAGGAUUUCCUACAACAUGCUCCUCCUUCUCGGUCGGCCUCGGACAUAGGGAACUAUGAACAGUUCCAGCACCAGGACGUGUACGAAUCUGAUAAGCUGCAUUCUGGCUUUUCGGAACAUGAUCUGCGCCCGGCAACCAUGGACUCCAACCUGCCUAGCAUGACUGCCCCGCAACAACAAACCCAGCAGACCCCUAUGCAACAGCCCGCUGCACCCAUCCCGUACUCCACCCCGGAAGAUCCCAAAUACAGGGCUCAUCGCAACUCGCUUAACUUGCAGCACCCUCAGCCGCGGCCAGGACGUAUGGAACGUUUUGGGACAGCACUGGAGUCCUCGGCGCAGGACUACGACACGCCUAUGUCCCCGAGAUCAGCUGACUGGGCUGGCUCCGCCACCUCAUUAAACAGAUUUCCUCCCCAGAACACCAACCGCUAUAGUGAUAACAGCGCUAUGAACUCGGGCCACGGAGGAGACGACUACCACUGGCAAGGAAUAACAUCUCCUAGCCCACAGGGCCCACCACGUCCUCCCAAGGAGCCGCUUGAUGGUGCUUCACCUGCAUUCACGCAGACACCCCCUCAGCACGACCGAGUGAACAAGCUUCAGAAGAAGAAUGGCAGUCCAUUGCCAUACCAAAGCGUCGAGAGUGGCUACGGUACUGCUACUGCCACCCACGCCGGAAGUUACCACUCCAAUAGUCCUAAACCAGAGAACAGGAAUCUGAGCGCCGCCCUAGGGGUUCCAACCCGCAGACCUAGCGGGCCCAGAGCGAUGACUCCUAGCCGAGGUAGCGAAGAUGGAGAGGAGAGACGACGAAAGCGAGACACGUUCGGCACGGUAGCUAGCCCUUCGAGCGCUAUUAGCCAAGAGUCUGAGACGUUUUAGGGAAACGCUCGACAUCUUGACGUUCUGAUGCCCCAGUCUCCAUUUCACGUUGAUUUCAAAAAUUAGAGGGACGAAUGAACGACUUCACGGUUGACAUCAAGCGGCUGCUGGGUAGCCGUGCCUUAGAUAUAAUAAUUGCCCUUGUAGGCGUUUGGACCUAGGUAGUACAUCAUGGCUUCUUCCCCUGGAAGGGCACGAGAGGACAAAAGGAAUGGACAUUCGCGUUGUUUUCGGAGAGCUUGAUAUAAAGCACGGCAUGGCAUCUCAUGGUGGGUUGUGGUCAGCUUGGCGAUAAGAUGAUUUAAUCGAUUGACUGAACUGGGUUGUUGUGUUGCGCGAGAUACCAGAAUAUUUGAUUGAUAUCCCUGAUUGAUAUCCCGAAUCGAAUCCCCUUUUCAUGACGACUUACGAAUGACUUGCGAGGAUGGGUUGAGGCCGGGUUGAGUUAAUACAAAUGAAGAUUAGUUGUCGAUGGUCAUGAUAAAUUCGAUGAUGAUUUGUGAUAUGAUA
Messenger RNA from Annulohypoxylon truncatum, 6069 nucleotides. RefSeq lists its product as uncharacterized. NCBI's taxonomy places the organism in Eukaryota, Fungi, Ascomycota, Sordariomycetes, Xylariales, Hypoxylaceae. The record is from RefSeq and is a predicted model, not a curated record. Bases 181 to 5559 code for a protein of 1792 amino acids. The transcript is spliced from 3 exons.